AUGUCAGUGCUGCUUCUCCAUUAUAUGAAUCGAAAUGGUCUGCUCACAGCGUCGCCAACCUCCGAGUUGCGAGACCGGGCUCCGAGGAGGUCAAGCGGUCAGAUGUUCGAGUGGGCAUCUCGGUACCUUGUCUUCAUAACGGCCCAAAGCUUAGCCAGACGAGUACCGCGCCGCGCACGCAUCUCUGGUCAUUCUUGCCUCUGCGCCUUGCCGGGAUCGACCAUCGCGCUCUUCUCGCACCAGUUGUGUGGGCGCGGAGGAGGCGGGUGCUAUCGUCCCCAACGCCAGGCGGUGCUGUGCGAAUUAUCUGAAAAGGAAGCAGCAAGGCGUAGUCCAGUUCUUGUGCUGGGCCGGUGGGUGGAGGACAAGUCAAGAGCUUUGGACGUCGUGGUCUGGUCGGCACCCACACUAAAUGGCACACAAUCGGUCAUGGCGAAGUGGCACCGGAGUUUCUACGGUACAACUGUUGGACGUGGACCGCCGAAUGGUCGUUGCAUUUCGUCCGUUCGCGGUGGUUCCGCAGAGGCUGCGACGCCAGCCUCAACGCGACCUGGCGAGGUGCCAAUGCAACUUGGCACGCGCACUGCUGAAGCCCGACCCCUUCGGCAUCACUUGCGGGUCAGUGCAGAGAAGCGAGCCACGGGUAACUGUCGUCCAUGCCGUUUUGAAGCUGUCAACCCACCUUGUCUGACAAGCCAUUCACUCUCAUUGGGCCCAGAACCGAGGCCAGAGCGGUGGUCGGCCGUCGCUGAUGUCGUAAAUGUACGACACCCAAGAGCAAGUCGCCAAGUUCAGCCCUCCAAUUCUCAUGUGCCACAAAGCCAUCGCGCCCAUGCAGCUUCGAGCGGCGGUGUGUCCGGCGUGCAAGGGAGGAAUGAUUCAUCAACGGGGUGCGUCUGCAGACCCCAAGUCAAAUGGCUCACAUUGCCGACCUUCUGGAUCUGGUCGCCUGGUCUGUCCGUAAGAGAGGCUGGCCGGGGCACCAAGUACGGAGUACCUCUUGCUGACGGCUGUGCCAACGGGCAAGCAGCGCAAGGAGCUCCACACGGUGUGACGGGAUGGGUUGUUGGGGCUUGUCGUGUGUGGGGGACCCUUGGCAAGUCUACUGGCGACAUGACGGUGACCUCUUCUGCAUGUACUGGAUGCUGGAUGCUGGGUGCUGGGUGCCCAGAUACCAGUGCAGAGAAGCUUGAAAGGGAAUGUCCCAUCCUGGCAUGUCGCAUUCUGGUCGUCCCCGUCGUCCCCGUCGUUCCUGGAUCUCCAGAGCUGCCUCCACCAAGGAGGCUGUUGUUGCUGGGCAGAGCUGGGAAGAGGUCGGCAGGUACCCAGUACAUGCAAGACUGCUACUACUGCUAUAAGGCUGGCACAUGUACACUGCCCAAGUACAGCCAGAGCACCAGAGCCAACUGCAUCCCGCUCCCAGUACUGAUGAGGCUAUCUGCUGGGGUAUGGAUACAAGUUGCAGAAUUGGCACAAAGUACCUGCGACAAGUUCAACCACAUCCUGCAUUGCAAGACCACACUACCACACUUCACAUUGCAGUCAACAUCCCUCCACGGCACUGCUUCACAGCCAACGGGUGCCUUAGUCCGGUACCUUGAUUCAAAGGGAUACAUGAGCAUGCAGCAGUGGAAUGUCGGCCCCAUGGCGGCGUACGCCGCCGCCGCCCAGUUCGGGCAAUCAGGCAACUCCACCAACCACACCACGGACAGUUUCAAUCCACAGCCACACCAGUAUGGCCAGGCCGAAAUGAACCGCCGCAACGACGGCGGCAUGGACUACAGAACAUAUGCCACCCAACCACACGCCGCUCAAGCCCAGGCCCAGGCCCAGGCACAGGCCCAGGCUCAGGCCCAGCACCAGCACCAGCAGCAACAGCAACAGCACCACUCGAGCGCGAUCCAGCCGCCCAUCUCCGUGUCGCAGCAUGCCGCGCAGCAGCAGCAGCAACACGUGCCGCAGCAGCACGUCCAGCAUCCCCAGCAUGUCCAACAACAUCCCCAGCAGCAGCAGCAACAACAGCAGCAGCAGCAGCAACAGCAGCAGCAGCACCCGCAGCACCUCGCCCAACAGCCCCAGCAGGGCUCGCCUGCGCAGCAGCAUGUCCCGCAGCAGCACGUCCAGCCGCAGCACGUCCAGCCACAGCACGUCCAGCACGCGCCGCAGUCGACCUCUGUUCAGCCGCAACAGGUCCAUCAGCCUCCGCAGCAGCCGACUCCCCAGCCCGCCCCGGCUGCCGCCCCGACCCCGGCCACUAAUCGGCGCAAACGCCCCGCUCCCGCCUCCGCCGCAGCGACCCCGACCGCCCCCGUAACGGCCCCUCCCCAGCCCGUUCAGACCCCAGUCCAGCAGGCCCCCCAGAUCGCGACCCCCGUCCCCGUGCCCACACCUCCCGCUCCGAUACCCGCUGCGACUCAGCCCCCCACCCCGGUCGAGAAUGCCCAGCCCGCCCCGCAGGCUCCUCCGGCCAAGAAGAGCCGGACGAAUACACCGUGGACGCCAGCCGAGGAGCUGCGCCUGAAACAGAUGAGGGACUCGGGCGCCAGCUGGGCUGAGAUUGCCAAGACCUUCCCCAUGAGGACAGAGGGCAGCGUCAAGAAGCACUGGUACAAGGACAUGCAUUACGCAGAGUUUGCCGAGGAUGAGGUAGGUGGCGCGAGUGCUUCUGCGCCCAAUCCAUGCCCCGGUGCUACACACUUAAGGAUACUGACGAUGGGGCCUUGCAGAGCGCGGCGUUGAUGAAUGCGAUCAAGGAGUACGAGAACAACAAGUGGAAGGUCAUCGGACAAAAGGUUGGCAAGCCCGCAAAGGCUUGUGAGCAGUACGCCAAGGAGCACUUCCCAGAUCUCUUCAACCCUGCGAAGCGUGGCUAGGAGCCGUCACCACAAACCCCAACCGUGGCGAAGAAUCGCAAGCAGGAUGCAAAGAGUCAUACACCCGUCACCACGAAUUCAAAGCCAGCCUCGAGUCCACAGUAUCCCGCACCCGCUCUACCCGUCUUCACAAGUCCGUACAGCCAGCGCCCGACCGGCCACGAGCCACAGGGCUCGGAUCCCCAGCCCUCACAUUCGCAGUCGGACGGGCCAGCAUGACGCGCCGGCGACGAGGGACCUUCACCGUUGCCGCCCGCAGUGGCCCCGGCGGUGACAGCACCCGGAUUGCGCUGACUCCUCAGCAGCCACAAACCCCGGGAGACUACACCCAACCGACUGGCUUCGUAUCUUUUGACCGCUCUGGAUGGGAGCAAGGGGCUGGCUGGAGGGCGCCAGGGCAAGAUUGCCGCAGAUACCGUGGCGAUAUGGGGCCCCCGUUUAAUGCCUAAAAUGACUUUUUGUGUGUGUGUGUUGUGUUUGUGCGUGCGUGUGUCUGUGUCCAGGUUGGGCUGAGUUUUCUUUUUCUUCUCGCCUCGCCUCUUGGCGUCGGGCUCGACGGGCGAUGUUUUCUUCUUCUUUCUUCUUUAUUCCUUCUUCUUCCCUUGUCACGAACGGUCCUCGGUCUUCGGUCAACAUCAUAGCCCAUCUUUUUUUGUUGGGAACGGAAUCCAUCUGCUGCGAGUCUCGAACAUAUUCAAAGCAAUGCGUGGGCGGCACGGCAAGUCGUGUGGAUGCAACAUAAUCACGAUGACGGGGCCAUUCAUUCACUGACGAGCACUCACAUUUACCACACACGGGGCUUUGGAGCGGCGUUGUAGGUCUCUGGACAAACAGGUCGGGGGAGGGGGAGAGUAGCAGGAGGGGGUGUGAUGGCCGAGGCAGGCGAAGUGAGAGGUACUGGUAAUUGCGUGGGCGAGAGACUGGCUUGGGGGAGACUGUGAUGGCUGGAAUGGCUUAUUCUUCCGAGGGCGGACGGAGGUGGUGGGCAUUUUGACGAAGGGCAUCUUUUUAUACCCACCGAUGACCAAUAUACUGCUUGAAACCCGCCAGACAAGGUCCCCCGAGAGCAGUGAGGGACAGUGGUGAGGGUAGUGGUGAGCGUUGAUGGUGCGAGGUGUGCCGCACGUGACGGGCGGCGCAGGCAACUUGAAGGUGGGUUUGACGUAGACACAGCAGCAGCCCCGAGCUGUCGUCGACAGUAGGUACGGAGUGGGUGGCCGAAGUACCGUGUACCGGCAUGAUCAAGUCUACUGCGGGUGGCCACGAUGGCGAUGGUGGAUGAUGUCUUGGGUAUCCCUGGCCGCCAAAGCCCAGUUCGCAGUGUGGUGAGG
This is a messenger RNA of Diaporthe batatas, 4204 nucleotides long. RefSeq lists its product as uncharacterized. Gene Ontology annotation, cellular component: chromatin; nucleus. Lineage: Eukaryota; Fungi; Ascomycota; Sordariomycetes; Diaporthales; Diaporthaceae. The transcript is spliced from 12 exons. Bases 1 to 2739 code for a protein of 912 amino acids. Gene Ontology annotation, biological process: chromatin remodeling; regulation of DNA-templated transcription. The record is from RefSeq and is a predicted model, not a curated record.